GGUUAGAACCACGCUUGGUGCCACUGUCUUUGCAAUGGCAGAGGAAAUUGGGCCAGUGACUCUGCAGGUGGAAGUCCCUGAAGGUGUUGGCCCAGGGCUCAAUUUCAACGUGAGCACGCCUGAUGGACAGGUGCUCCAACUGACCUGCCCGGAUGGCAUUUUUGCUGGGAUGAUGGUAUCCUUUUCGUAUUUUCCUGUUGAAGAGCGUCAAGAAGAUUCUGGCACCGACGGCACCUACAUGCACGAAGAUGAUCGAAGGCGUUUGGAGGAAGGCGCAGCGAUUGCUGCUGCUCGGCAAGAAGAACUGAAUUCCAUCGGAGUUGUCAUGGCAGUGCCUCCACCUCCGACUGGAGAGUUUGAUGGCUUUUCAUAUCCCCCUGCGACAUUCGCUGCAGGGCAAAAUGCAAUUGUGACACGGUCCAGUGGCGAGGAAUCUGGAUGCUACAUCUUGGAGGUGUUCCUGACAGCUUUGGGGCCUCUCUACACUGUCUACCUCGGCCAAGCUGAGGAUGGCACGUACAUUACAAAGAACUGCGAGGAGUCAGACUUGCGGCCGUACCCCACCGCCUGAUGCACAGGCUUGUGUGAUUGAGCUCGGUGCAAAA
Molecule: messenger RNA, 605 nt
Organism: Cladocopium goreaui
Lineage: Eukaryota; Dinophyceae; Suessiales; Symbiodiniaceae
Source: the annotation of a GenBank genome assembly